Candidozyma auris is the source of this 1749-nucleotide messenger RNA. It is a transcript of the gene PUT2, whose product is annotated as 1-pyrroline-5-carboxylate dehydrogenase. The record is from RefSeq and is a predicted model, not a curated record. The transcript has a single exon. Bases 1 to 1749 code for a protein of 582 amino acids. Gene Ontology annotation, cellular component: mitochondrial matrix. Lineage: Eukaryota; Fungi; Ascomycota; Pichiomycetes; Serinales; Metschnikowiaceae. Gene Ontology annotation, molecular function: L-glutamate gamma-semialdehyde dehydrogenase (NAD+) activity.
AUGCUCCGUUGUUCUGCCCGUGGGAUUGUUGCCAGAGCCAGACCCGUUGCUGCGACGCUUGCUGCUCGUGUUGUGCCCAGAGUGCCCGUGAGGGCUGCCUCCCAGUUGGCUCAGUUUAAGGUUCCUCCGAUCACCAACGAGCCUGUCAAGGACUUUGCCUAUGACCACCAGAAAGAUUGGGAUCUUUUGCGUGCUUCCCUCACGAAGUUUGCUGACGGCCCAAUCGACAUUCCGGUGAUUGUCGGUGGCAAGAGAAUCUACGACAGGCCCACGUUCUCGCAGGUGAACCCAGCUAAGCACAGCCAGGUAUUGGCCAAUGUGAGUAGCGCCAGUGCUGAAGACGUUCAGGAGGCCAUCAAGGCUUCAAAAGCGGCGAAGGAGGCCUGGGCCCGUAUGCCAUGGUCCGACAGAGCUGGCGUGUUCUUGAAGGCUGCUGACCUCAUCUCCACGAAGUACAGAUACGACAUGUUGGCAGCCACGAUGCUUGGACAGGGCAAGAACGUGUUCCAGGCUGAAAUUGACUGUGUUGCUGAGCUCAUUGACUUCUUCAAGUUCAACGUGAAGUACGCCGAAGAGAUGUACAGGGCCCAGCCUUGUGAGACUGCCCCUGGUGUGUGGAACAGAGCUGAGUACAGACCUUUGGAGGGUUUCGUGUAUGCUGUCACUCCUUUUAACUUCACAGCUAUCGCUGGUAAUCUUGUGGGUGCUCCAGCGUUGAUGGGUAACACUGUUGUGUGGAAGCCUUCCAACUCGGCCGUCUUGUCGAACUACCUUCUCUUGACAAUCUUGGAAGAGGCAGGCUUGCCAAAGGGCGUCAUCAACUUUGUUCCUGGUGAACCUGUUGAAAUCUCCCAGCAACUCAUCAACCACCCAGACUUCUCUGCUUUGCACUUUACUGGUUCCACCCAGGUGUUCAAGAAACUCUAUGGUCAGAUCGGUGCUAACUUGUCCAAGGACCUUUACAGAGAGUACCCACGUGUCGUGGGUGAGACUGGUGGUAAGAACUUCCACUUGAUCCACCCAUCGGCAUCUCUUGACCAUGCUGUCUUGUCUACCUUAAGAGGUGCUUUUGAGUUUCAGGGCCAGAAGUGUUCUGCUAACUCAAGACUCUACGUGGCUGAAUCUGUUUGGGAGGAGUUUUCGUCCAAGUUGAAGUCUGCCAUGGAAACUAUCACCAUUGGUUCCACGACGGACACUGCCUCUUUGCACAACUUCAUGGGUCCUGUGAUCCAUGAGCAAUCCUUCAACAAGUUGCAAGGUGUUCUCGAGCAGGCCAAGAAGGACCCAGAGUUGACCAUCAUCCAGGGUGGUGAAACCGACAAACAAGCUGGAUUCUUCGUUCAGCCAACUUUCAUCCAGACCACCAACCCAGAACACGAGUUCUUAAAGAGAGAGUUCUUCGGCCCAAUUGUCACUGCCUACGUCUACAAGGACGCUGACUAUGAGAAGAUCAUGGAGAAGAUCGACGGCGUUACUCAGUACGGUUUGACUGGUGCCGUGUUUGCUAGAGACAGGGAGGCCAUCAGGCUCGCUGAGGAGAAGUUGCGCUACUCUGCCGGUAACUUCUAUAUUAACGACAAAUGUACUGGUGCUGUUGUUGCCCAGCAAUGGUUCGGUGGUGGCAGAAUGUCUGGUACUAAUGACAAGGCCGGUUCUGGUAACAUCUUAGGCAGAUUUGUCUCUGUGAGAAACAUUAAAGAGAACUUUUACGAGUUGAAGGAUUACAAGUACCCCUCCAACAUCAACUAA